AUGCAGGCCAUCACUGCUGUCAAGCGAGCAUUUAUCAAGGACGAUACACCUCACCAGGUCUAUUUCACCGAAAAACCUCAAGAUGUGCAGCCACGAUCGUCCAUCGACGCUGAGGCCGAGGCAGUGGGAAUUGCCAAAAUCGAAGCGAUCGAGAGCAUUUGGAGUCGCAAAGGACGAUAUCUCGUCUAUGCUGGACUGGCCAUGAUUAUGAUCAUUUACGAACUCGAUAAUUCUACCGUGGGAACCUAUCGCAACUAUGCCACUUCUGCCUUUAAUCAACUCUCCAUGCUGGCCACUCUCAACACGGCGGCCAGUAUCAUCACCGGGGUCUGCAAACCUCCUAUCGCCAAAAUGUCCGAUGUCGUAGGACGCGCAGAGACCUACAUUUUCACCAUCUCCUGUUUCAUCCUCUCCUACAUUCUGUGCGCAUCAUCGAAAGAUUUUAAUACAUAUGCCGGUGGCUAUGUCUUUUACUCCAUCGGCCAAGGUGGCACUUCCAUGCUUAACUCUGUCAUCGUCUCUGAUUUCUCUUCCAUGCGAUGGAGAGGCUUCAGCUACAACCUCCUCUAUCUCCCCUUCCUUAUCAUCCCCUGGGUGUCUGCCUUUAUCAUCGACAGCGUGGUCAACGGCAUUGGCUGGCGUUGGGGAAUCGGCAUGUUUGCUAUUCUCAUGCCUUUCUGUGCCAGCUUCAUCAUCAUCACUCUUCUCAUUUUUCAACACCGCGCCAAACGUUCGGGUGUUGUUCUCACAGAACGACUCAAUUUAUAUACCUUCUUCUCUCGCAUCGACUUGGGCGGUGUCAUUCUCCUCAGCGGCGGGUUCGCUCUCCUUCUCAUCCCUAUUACCAUUGCUGCUACAACUACAAGUCGCUGGAGAACCCCGUGGGUCGAUGUCUUGAUUGCCCUCGGUGCUAUCUGUCUAUUAUGUCUCUAUCCUUAUGAAAAAUACUUCGCCAAAUACCCCGUCGUCCCGGCACGAUACUUCCGAACCCUGUCCGUGGUCAUCCCAGUGUCCCUAAGCUGCAUUGACAAUAUCAGCUUCGGCGCCACCCACACCUAUCUAUACGCCUGGAGCAUUGUAUCCCACAACUUCUCUCCCCGCGAUGCUCAAUUCCUCACCUACACCAAUGGCGUCGCGCAAUGUCUCGUCGGAAUGCUCUCCGGUCUGCUGAUGUACCGCUUCCGCUCGUACAAAUGGAUCGGAGUGGUGGGUGCCAUUGUCCGACUAGUCGGGUAUGGAGUCAUGGUUCGCCUGCGGAGUAACGACAGUUCCACUGCGGAGCUGUUCAUCGUGCAGCUGGUGCAGGGCGUGGGCAGUGGUGUCAUCGAGACGGUGAAUAUUGUCGCUGCGCAGAUUGUCGUCCCACAUGAUGAAUUGGCGCAGGUUACUUCCCUAGUCAUGCUGGGUGCACUGCUAGGGAAUGGAAUUGGAUCUGCGAUUGCUGGGGGCAUCUAUACGGAAGAGCUUCGGAAUCGGCUGCGUUUUCGGAUGGGUUCUGGAGUGAGUGAGAAGGAGGUGAAUACGGUUUAUGAUUCGAUUACAGGGGGAUUGCCUGCUUGGGGGACGGCUGAACGGACAGCUGUAAAUCAGGCAUACUCGGAUGUUAUGGGGUAUAUUACGAUUGCCGCCCUGGCUAUUUCUGUUCCAAUUGUUAUACUGGCCUUGUUCAUGCCAGACAACAAACUUGGGUAUGUUCAUUCUGAUGGAGGAUGUACACUGCUGACUCUUGUAGGGACCGCCAUAAUCUCGAAGAGGAAUGUUCUAUGUCCUCGGAAUCCUUCGAGGACUCGGAACUGGAUGAGACGAAAUGAUGUUAUGAUCUUGAUUAUCUAUUAG
This is a messenger RNA of Aspergillus wentii DTO 134E9, 1836 nucleotides long. RefSeq names its product putative siderochrome-iron transporter. The transcript is spliced from 5 exons. Bases 1 to 1836 code for a protein of 611 amino acids. The record is from RefSeq and is a predicted model, not a curated record. Gene Ontology annotation, molecular function: transmembrane transporter activity. Gene Ontology annotation, biological process: transmembrane transport. NCBI's taxonomy places the organism in Eukaryota, Fungi, Ascomycota, Eurotiomycetes, Eurotiales, Aspergillaceae.